UCGAUGUACUACAUUUUGACAUUAGACAGCUCAGGUUAGGGCCGUGAAAUAACAGACAAAAGCCGAUUAUGCUGAAAUAGCAACGACUGAAACCGUAUUUAGACAUGGCACCUAAAUCUCUGCCUGAAAAGUUUUUAAAUUUAGAAGAGAAUGACUUGAAAGAGUCUACCUGCAUUUGCAAGAAACAGUGUGACAACUGUAAAAUUUUUCUGGGAUUCUUCAUCUUAUCCCUUUCAUUGCAUCUAGUAACGCUGUUUUGUUAUUUGGACCUGAGAUCUGAGGUGAAGCGCGAAAUUCUACAGAACAGGGAAGAGGCACUGUCAUCCGACCAAUAUUCUCCAGUAUUUCAGCUCUUGGAUAUCAGCUACCCAACUGAUCUGCAGAAUAGAUUGCCUCUGGGGAACAAUGAAGAAAACUCUCGCUACACAGAAGACAGAGAAAAUACCAUUCAUCGCACCAAAAGAAGCCAGCAGAAUAAACGACUUGAUUCAGAAUCUCAUGGAAACAAACGAAAAGAAAGGAAAAAAGGCAAGAAAGGCCCCCCUGGUGCCCCUGGGCCUCCAGGGCCACAAGGACCACCUGGUAUUCCUGGCAUCCCAGGAAUCCCUGGAAACAACGCAAUGGGCCCCUCAGGACCACCCGGUCCUCCAGGCCCUGCAGGACCCCCUGGGCCACAAGGACCCCCUGGUCUUCAAGGACACUCAGGGGGCAGAAUAAGAGAUAGCCAGCCUGCUGUGGUACAUCUUCAAGGCCAAGAAACAACAAUACAGGUCAAGGAAGAUCUUUCAGAAGGCGUACUGAGAAACUGGAAAAUGAUAUCCAUGCAUCACAAGGUGUUCAAGAUGCAUUCACGAUCUGGGGAGCUAGAGGUGCUGGUAGAUGGCACCUACUUCAUCUAUAGUCAGGUAGAAGUUUACUAUCUCAACUUCACUGACAUUGCUAGCUACGAGGUGAUGGUGGACAAGACUCCAUUCCUCCGUUGUACACGGAGUAUUGAAACAGGACAGCGCAAGUUCAACACCUGCUACACUGCUGGGGUCUGUUUGCUGCGUGCCCGGCAGAAGAUAUCCAUCAGAAUGGUAUACGAGGACACCUCCAUCAGCAUGACCAACCACACCACCUUCCUAGGAAGUAUCCGUCUUGGGGAUGCCCCCCCAGCUGGCCACUCCUAAAGAGAAAGGCCACCAAACUGUCUAUCAAGCCAGGACCCAACCCUCUAUCAGCAUAUCAGCCUAUGGCCUGGGGAGUCUCCGCCCUGUGUACUCUGCAUCUACCACAUAUCACAUAUGAACUAAUGAGGAGAUGAGGUGGCCCAGCUACUCCUCAGAUUACGUGUACAGUGCAUACACUAUUCACCCUCAGCCGAGGCAAGGCCCCACCUUCAGGCUACUACUGAGCUGACAAGCCCCACCCCCUCCCUUAUAUUUGGGGUAUCGCUGAAGUAAUGAUAUUAACACUGCCAGUUAUCUCUGACUGAAAGAUUCCAUCCACAGUGAUGAUGACACUGACAUUCGGUUAUGAUGAUGAUCGUGAUGAUGAUGGACAAAUAUGCACACAGCGUGUCAAACAGUAAGCAAGGGAGGAGCUACUGAUGUUUGAGGAAGGAUAAUGCAUCAGUCUGUACUUAUAGAAUAGUCCGUUUAUAGAAAAUAACUUGGUUUCCUUGAUCAUAGCAUGCUUGAGAAACCAUGGUUGACAAGAGUUGGUCACAACUCCACUUAAAGAACUGCAUAAAACACCUUUUAUACACUAUUAAACACAUUUAUAAUGUUUGUUUUAUUUACCAAACUCAACCUGUUUUGGAGUAAUGAGUGACUUUUGGUGUGGUAUUUAUUAAAGGUUUUGCAUUUUAGUGAUUUACUAGAUACUCUUAUCCAGAGCGACUUACAGUGGUAAUUGCAUACAGUUUAAUUAUUUUUAAUAUUAGUGCUUCUAUGGGAAUUGAACCCACAACUUUGGCAUGUACUAUGUAGGCCAUUGUACAACAUUGAUGCUACUGACAAAGCAUUGGAAUACAAUGUGUAUGUUGAAGCAUAGCAUUUCUAUGUUAGAAUGUGCACUGAUUAAAGCAAAUUAAUGAUCUGUAUGCAUUGCUUUAGCACUCCUGCACUCUGUUGAAAAACAAGGUCAACAUGAAUAUGAGUAUUUUAGUUUCUUUUAUGUAUCAUCUGUAAUAAUAUA
Molecule: messenger RNA, 2181 nt
Organism: Esox lucius (northern pike)
Lineage: Eukaryota; Metazoa; Chordata; Actinopteri; Esociformes; Esocidae
Gene: eda
Product: ectodysplasin A
Exons: 8
Coding region: 105-1172 (355 amino acids)
Biological process (GO): animal organ development; immune response
Cellular component (GO): membrane
Molecular function (GO): death receptor agonist activity; tumor necrosis factor receptor binding; death receptor binding
Source: RefSeq, a predicted model, not a curated record